Gopherus evgoodei (Goodes thornscrub tortoise) is the source of this 7812-nucleotide messenger RNA. It is a transcript of the gene DDA1, whose product is annotated as DET1 and DDB1 associated 1. Gene Ontology annotation, biological process: positive regulation of proteasomal ubiquitin-dependent protein catabolic process. Gene Ontology annotation, cellular component: Cul4-RING E3 ubiquitin ligase complex. Bases 170 to 478 code for a protein of 102 amino acids. The transcript has 5 exons. The record is from RefSeq and is a predicted model, not a curated record. Lineage: Eukaryota; Metazoa; Chordata; Testudines; Testudinidae.
GGCAGCUUUGAGGGACAGGUCCGGUGGCCAAUAGGCCUGAAGUCUUGGCCAGAACCACCCAAUGGGAGCGUGCGGAUCCGGGCUGAGGGGCGGUCCUGGCAAGGAGGCAAGUUAGGCUGAGGAGUGGGCUUUUAGAAGUCGCCGUGCGGCUGAGGCAGCGGCGGGGAAGAUGGCAGAUUUUUUGAAAGGAUUACCAGUCUACAACAAAAGCAACUUCAGUAGAUUUCAUGCAGACUCUGUAUGUAAAGCAUCGAACAGAAGACCGUCAGUAUAUCUUCCCACAAGGGAAUAUCCAUCUGAACAAAUCAUAGUAACAGAAAAGACAAACAUACUUUUGCGUUAUCUACAUCAGCAAUGGGACAAAAAGAAUGCAGCAAAGAAGAGAGAUCAAGAGCAAGUGGAAAUAGAAGGUGAGAAUUCGGCACCACCACGGAAAAUUGCUCGGACAGACAGCCAGGACAUGAAUGAGGACACUUAAACUAUUGCUCUCUCCUACACUAUUUUGCAGGCGCUUCCUGUUUUGUCUCAAAAUGUGUAAAUUUCCGCACCCCUUCCCCCCCCCCCCCCCACUAUGCAGCCCAAACCACUUCUGACUUCAUAGGAGCCAAUGUAUUUAUUUUUUCUUCAGUUUUUAUUUAUGCUGUAAAACUUACGGAGCAAUCAGUGGUGGAACAAGCCAGCAAAUGAUGUAUUGUAACUUUAAUCCUUUUUUAAAAAACAUACAUUGUCACUUUUCCAGAUUUUGUUAAACCUGUUGCUUAAUUAACCCAGUUUGCCGUGGAAGCCUGGAGAGGAGACAUGAUUUUACAGCAUGCAAAUUCCAGUGGUAUAGGCUUUCUGGUUCAUAUACCCACUGGUAUAUUACAGUAGUCAACUCUGUAUUGGCUGUAACCAGUCUAGCAGUAAUUUUUUUAUUUUGGAGGGGGGGGGGAGGGUAGGGGAUGAAGGGGCUCAUCUGCUCUGAAAUGUUGAUCCUAAAAUCAGCUCUGUACUAGGAAAUCCUGGGAGGUCAUUAGGGUUAUGCUGAUCUUAUCAAAUGUGGUCAGCUUGAUAGAACAGUUGUGGGUUUUUUUGUUCAGCAGCAUAUGUUAUCACACGCAUCAAUGGUCAUAGAGAAAUCAAGUGACAGGUGUGUUGCUUUGGUUGCUCUUACAUUUUAACAGCCUUUUGGUCUUGAAUGGACUGGUAUGUGCAACUUCUCCACUGGAAUAAAAAGGAUACUUUUAUCCUACUGAGUAUUUGAUCAACAGUGUCUUUAAAAUGGCAGCAGGUGGAAUGGAAUUGGUAGGUCUACCUUAUAAUCUUGUUCGUUAAAUUUGAGAAUCAAAUUGGGUACAGCUGGGCAUCUAGAUUGAGAGAGAGGAAAUAGCCAACCUGUGAUUCUGAAAAAUCGUAUAUUGCAUGAUUGGAGCUGAGUCCAGGACUUCUGGAUGCAAAGUAGCUGAACAAGAUGAGCUUCUACAGUCUAUAUUAAAGACAGACCCUCUUUCAUUUGGACAAUGACAGUUCAGUUACCGUCACCUGUAACCCUUUGCUGGCUAUCUUCAGUAGGCACCAAAUACAAAACCCUCAAGAUGUCUAAGCGGCGUCAAAGGAAACCAGCAUAGUUGGUUGAAGGUCUCUCUCUCUCUCUCACUAUUGACUGUCCAUUCUGCUUUUAAUGUGAAAAGCUGAGUCUGUUUUUAGGUUGAUAUCCAGAUUGUUGCUUUCCAUUGCUCUUUUCCCAGCAUCUCUGCUCAUCCGCAAAUUCUGAACAAACUGAGUCCAGAAGCCAUGUGAGCCUCUUUCUAGAAAACCAUGGGUAAGCCUAGUUCUGCAGGGAGUUUGACCGUGGUGGUUAAACUCAGAUGAAAGACUUGUGAAGACAGGGCUCAUGCCGCCUCCUUCACUACUGUGUCCGAAUCAGGCCAGUGGACAGAACUUGUUCGGAAUAAAAGCAUGAUGGGAGUGAAAGCCAUCAGCAGCACAGCUUAUUUUAUAAGCAGGACAUAGUCUCAAUUAUUGCUGCAUUUGUUUCAAGUAUGUACAAGGCGCUAAGCUCUGAUUCUACUAUUCUUCAUCUCACUUUUUCAGUGAAGAUCAUUGUUAUUUAAACCUAAAAUUGUACCUGCCCUUAAAAUAGCUACGUUUUGCUGCAGCAGUUCCCCUCCAGAUUAUCAGCUUCAAACACCAGCUGUGUUGGUGAGGACGAAAAUAUGGUUUUACAAUUUUGUUCUACUGGCAAUUGCAACUUAACAGAACUUCUUUACCCAGAGCUGUGCUGCCAAAAAAGAUGGUGUCAUGUGAAAUACAAAAAGUAAACGGAAAAUGCUAUGUUAGCUUCAAGGACAUGUUGAAAGGUUUGUAAGAUACCAAAGGAGGAAAUGGGCGUAGUGCUGAUGACAGAAGUUAAACGAAUGCUGUGUUUUUAGCUACAUUUGAGAGUUCCAGUGUCGUUUGUCAAGUGCUGUUUAAUUCCUUGGUAAUAGAGAAUUUGGAGCUUUGCUGACCUCUCUGGUACAGCAAGUGAAGUACCAUUAAAGAGUUGGCAGUACUGUCCUGUUCUAUACCCCCAUCUUUGUUCCUUUUAAAGUAAAUGGGACCUUGCUGGUAGUGGAGCCUUUGAAAUCUUACAAAUAAAAUUUUGUUUAAUUUACCAAAAAUCUCUGCAAUUCACACUCUUAGGGGAAAAAAAUAGUUGCCUUUAGUUUCCUGAGAGCAAGUCUGAAGCAAUGGGGGGGGAAAAAAACUUUAGUUAAACAAAAAUUCUUGUCCUUUCAGUCAAACUAUUGCAUUUUGCUUUUGAUGUUAGCUGUACACAAGCAGCAUGGAUUUCUGAUGCUCUCAAAGAGGUAUCAUUGCAUUUUACUGAAAGUUUUGGUGUCUUGCUCAGCCAGUCAGAGUUCUCUAAUCUGAACUGAAAGCCUCCUCCCUCAGCAUCAAGUUUCCAUGCUGGUAAUGGCUUGAAAAUGCCACCCUCAAGCUGCCACACAUUCAAAAUGUUUCCACUGCUGUUUAAUAUAUGUAUAUUAGGUUUGUGUUGCAUGUGAAAACCCUCCCACCCAAUUGAUUGUCUGGUGUCUUAGGCAAAUCGUACAUUAAACAGAGAUCCAGAACUUCUCCAACAGUGUUCAGUUUGUAUAAUAUGUAGCUCCUCUAAUACGUUCUGAUUAUCCUGUUACAAAGUGACUGGGAUUUAGUUACCCUUAACGGGUAUUUUGUGUAUGUCCGCAUAGUGGUAUUUUUAUUGUUUCUGAUAUUGAGGUAUAUUGUACAAAAUUUUUAUAAAACUUUAGAAGCUUGUCAAAAAGAUCAGAAGAGAAUUUUGGAGUGAAUAGUGCAACUUUUAGCAGAAAUUGGAGCUGCAGGAACAUAUUUCCCUCCUUAUUUCAAUGAGAAAUGUAGAGGACGCUGAAUCCUAGGAAUAGCCUAGCAAGCAUCUGCUCUCACCUGCAAGGCAGAUUGCUCCUGUACUGGAUAGCACUGAAGUUUGUGCUGUCUCUAUUUAGUAAUCCCUCAGAGCAAUUGGAUGUGAUGGGUAAAUCUCAGUUAUUUCAAUAGCAACCAUCGCCUUUUUUUUAAACAAAGACUGGAUGUAGUUAGUGGGUGUUAUCACAGGAUUAGUGACUGACAAGGCAAAACCAAAGAUGUCUUAAACUAACUCCAGAUAUCAAAUGUUGACUUCAGAGGAGUGUUCGAAGGGAUUUUAUUCUCUUCCCCUCCCCUGGCUCCUAAUCAACUAUUGAAGUUCGAAAGGGAAGUUUUGGGAUUUUUUUUGGUUUUUUUGUUUUUUAAAUAAACUUUGGCACAUGUUCCAUUCCAGUGGUCAUAAGUGGUCCCAUCUGCUCUGCAAAGGCCCUAUUUAUUUGUAUCAGUGGUUGGUUCUUCAGACUUGCCAGUUGCUUUAUUAUCUGGGUACAUUGUUCAGUGUUCAAUACAUUUCCUUGAGCAAACACAGGGACAUACAAAGGAAUAUUGCAAAUACUGCUGAGGGAGGAUGAUCUGUUUUGAGUAAAACUGGCAGGCUGGUAAGUGCCACUGUUGGCGCUUAGAGUCUGAGAAUGUUUUCGAAUGCCGUUAGCCAUAAGAGCACUGGAUCCGUACUCAGUUACAAACCAAGCUACAAUGGUGAUCAGAAAUAUUGUGAAAACCCUGCUGGACAGGGUGUGUUUGUGAGGAAGAAUCGACCAACUCUCCUAUCUGUUUAAAACUUUGGCUAGACUCUGACCUAUUUUCCCAGCCUAGACAGGGCGUGAGGCUUUAGCAUAGGUAGGGGAUGUCUACGCUGCAAUGAAAAACUCACAGCUGGCUUAGCCGAAGAGGCUGUUUUGUUGUGCUGGAGCCCAGGCUGUAGGACCCUGUGAGGUAGGAGGUUCUUAGAGCUCAGGCUGUAGCCCAAACAUCUACAUCUCAAUUAAACAGCCCCUUAGCCUGAGCCCCACAAGCCCGAUUAGCUGGCAUGGGCCAGCCUUGGGUGUCUAAUUGCAGGGUAAAUGUACUCUGAGAGGGCAGGGUGAAGAUUCACCAGUACUACUAAAAUGGAACUGUGUUGUACCAGGUUCACUGACAACCGCUGGUCCCCUAACACUUGUAGCUGUAGUGUAGAUUGGGCCUUAAGUACCAAACCAUACAAGCAGAAAGCAUGUUCAGAACCAGGUGCUGAGCGUGGUUCUGGUUGACCCUGCAGAGUGGCGUGUAAUUCUUUGAACACUGUUUAUUCUGGUCUGGAGCUCCAGAGAGGAUGAGGGCCUACGUACCAAGCUGUAUGCUAUUUGCAUUGUUCAAAGAAAUCUCUUGUGUAUAGUUUGUCACUUGGGGGGUGGUUUAAACCUACUAAAUCGAAGUGCUGCUUUUUGUUCGCUUUUCUUGGGGGCUACAGGGUUCAGAAGCUCCUGGAUUCUUGUUGGAUGGUGUCUCUUUCUCCAGGCAUCGUGACUCUUGUGCCUUAUACAGUAAUUCAGUUGUUAACACUUGGACUGUUUCCUGUGUUGAGGCAGAACUUUGGGAGCUUGCUGGAAAAAUCCUAAAUCUGCUGCUGCAGUAGCUAGGAUUACUUUGGAGGAGCUCAUUUCAGAAUAUACCUUUUGAAAAUAGAUCUGACUAUACAUCGUCAACUUCUGCUUAUCGUGGGCAGGUCAUACAAAUGGGCCUCGGUCAUAAGCAAAGCUGCCAGUUACAAUCUAGCAUUAGUAUGUUUAUACCACUAAUGUGACUUUAUUUUUCUGUUCAAAAGUUUUUUUUCUUUUUAGUUUUGCAACUAUACUUAUAUAAUGGCCUUUUCUUUCCCUGAUUUAUUGACUGGCAUCUGGCAGCAGGGAAGUUAUGCUACACUAUGGCUUUGACUGGAAGGAUUCUUGGUGAUUGUCCUCUGUAACUUUUGUGUGUUAUAACUUCCGAUGUAUAAAAAGUGUGUGAUAUUUUUAUUUAGGGGGCCAGGUGUAUUUGGGUUGGGGUGUGUGUGUGAGAGGAUUAGGUUGAUAAACAUGCCCAAUAAAGGAUACUGCAUCAUUUGUUUACUCAAGCAGACUAUCCUUCAUACCAUAUUGAAUGCACAGUCAGCGAUCUCCACUCAGCUGGUUCACAGAUGAAUGCUUGUCCUCCUUGUAGUGGAGAAUUUAGUCAUGGAAUCUCCUCUAAAGAUUGAUCUGGUUUGGAGCAUUGUUUAGUACCACUAACCUGCUGAGAAAUGUGGGACCAAAGCCACAUUUGCAGGCAGGCUACUUGACUUCCUUACUGCCAAUUGCAAGCUUAUAUAGGUGGAUGUGCUCAUUAGAACAGUACUACUGGCUCCCUGGAGUACUCACAUUUUAUAUCCACCAGCCUACAUUUCUCAUUUGAGAGGCCAGCAGCAUUGUAGCUCUCUCCUGCAUUGCUGCUGAGCUGUGUGUUCAUGGAUGUAUGUGGAUUCUUCAGUGGAGUUCAACAUCACACUAGCAACAUUAGAGUUGAACUUGCACUUCUCUGUUAAUUCUAGUUUUCUUGUUACAAGUUUGGGAUGAAUAUUUCCUUCGGGUGUAAAGAGGACUGAACUUGGUCUGUACAGGAGAGCAACUUUGUAAUUGUGACUUUAAAAGUGGGAAUGGACAAAUGCCAACCUUCCCAUUUAUUCUGCACGAAGCUUUUUUUGUUUUUUUUUAAAGCAAAGCUUCUCUGCCCCCUGUCUGUGCCUGGAUGUGGUGAGUGAAAAGAUUAAUCAUAUGUACAGAUUGGCCUUUUCAUUCAAACUGGUGCAAUUCUAGUGAUGACUCUUAGGUUCUGUAGAAGGGCAAACUACCACUGAAGGUCUCAAUGUUUUUUAGAGGAGCCCUGGUGGACUUAUCCUUUUAUGACUGAGUUCAGCUUUUAUCAUUGUUAACCUGGGAGUCGUUAAUCAGCUGGUGGGAUAAAAGGGCCAUGUUGUCACAACUUUUUUGCUUUUUUUCAUCUAAAAAUUAAUUGAUAGCAGAGGUGGGGUGGUUGAGUAAAUAAAAUGGCAUGAGUCAACCCCCACCUGUGGUCCUGGGUUCUAAUGCUGUUCAGGCCACCUGUGUACAAAUGAAGUUUUGUGUGUCACUAUCUUUUUGUCUCCUCUGCCAAACAAGCACACACUUUAACUCAAUUGGCAUUCUGUGGUGAGAGAUGAACAUCCAGACUAGAAUAGCCAUCAUGUUGGAAGGAUGAAUCUGCCUUAACAAUGAGCUGCGCAUGGUGGGGAGGUUAACCUGCGCCAUAUCUGGCUGGAGUUACUGCUUUGGCACUCUUACGUGCGUGGAAAAGUUUUUUGUCUUGAGCAUAAACCGAAAUCCUCUUGCUGGGUAUAUAGUGAUGACUUUUCACUGGCCAGCUUGUUAUUUCCCAUAUUAUGAAUACUACAUUGAUAACUGGUCCCUGUAGCUGUCCAGUGCACCCCAGUGCUGUAAUCUUGUGCUUGGUUGUUUAUAACACAAAUCUAAAUGUGCUUUGCUUUUCUUCCUUUUGGGAAGUGGAAGGAGCUCUAACAGUGUAAUUAGUCAAAUACUUUUCCUUGCUUUGCUGAGUAACCUGUGAUUAAAGAUCGAUAUCUUCAUCCCUGAGAUACUAGCAAUGAUUGGCCAUUUAGUUAUUUAAAUACACACGCAUACUUGUUGGAGGAGGGCAGAGUAAACUACUUCACUUGCUAGCCACCUGCUUUGUUCUGUGACGAUGGCUGUCUGGCUUGGAUUGCAGAAGAGUCCUGACAAAAAUGGAUGUUGAUUCUUCACGUAGAAGAAGUGACAGAAAAUACUGCCAUGCAAUCUGAAAGGAAUGAUCCGUGGUGCUUGUCGGCACUGCAUCACCCUGCACAAUACGGCUGGGCUGGACUUCCAAAUACAUGUGUUUCUUAUGACUUAGUGCAAUGUGUAUAGUUAAAAAGGCUUUACUGGGUUUUUUUAUUAAGACUAAUCUACGUAGUCUCCUUGGUCAGUUGCAUGUAACAGCUGAAUGUAUGGGAUUGGACCUUAUCUUUCUAGCCAUCCCAAAUUGCUUUUACGUCCGUUACAGUCUGGAAUACAAAAUCCCAGGAUGAUUUUAUUGGCAAUACACAGUGUAUCCCUUGGAGCCUGUAUUACUUACAACCCGUCUUUCUGCUUGUGGACAAGAAAUACCUGCUGCGUUCCAACUCAGCCUCUUCCCCCUUACUCUUUUUGCAAACACUGUGUCUGUGGGGCAGGGGGCAAUGUGUUCUUCUGAGGAGUUGCGUGGCGAUAGAGGCUGCUGUACUGGAGCGACUGUAAAUAUUCUGUUCUAGUUGAAUGUCACAGCUGUUGGAUUUUGCAUUUAUUUUUAAACUAUUUCAUGUUUGAUACUGUGUAUAAUAAAUUUGCAGAAAGUAGA